Kwoniella botswanensis is the source of this 1995-nucleotide messenger RNA. RefSeq lists its product as uncharacterized. The record is from RefSeq and is a predicted model, not a curated record. Lineage: Eukaryota; Fungi; Basidiomycota; Tremellomycetes; Tremellales; Cryptococcaceae. Bases 1 to 1995 code for a protein of 664 amino acids. The transcript has 6 exons.
AUGUUCUCUACGAAUACAAAUGGACACGGCGGAAUCCCCGCUGUCAAUGGCAAUGGCAAGGAUGUCGAUCUUGGUAAACCAAAAGAUCCCUCGGUUCCACCUUCAUCUGGAAAAUGUCCACUGUUGGACAUGCCAGGCGAGAUCCUCAGUCAAAUAUCAUCCUAUCUCCCACUCCAGGAGAUAAUCCCUUUCCUAUCCCUCCACCCUCUCCUCCUCUCCCUCACUCAAACUCACUAUUCCCCCAUUCCACCUUCCGUCCGAUCAAUACUCUCCAUUCCACCUUAUCCAAGAGCACUAUCCGUCCUACCUCAUUUAAAUCACUUUCUCCCACCCGAUCCGAACGACGCGAAGAGACUGUUCAUUCAGAUACUUGUUCGAGCUAGACCGAAAUGGAUCCUAGAGAAUUUCGAAUUGCUACGAUGGGAUGAUGACUUCUGGAAAGAGGCUUUUGAAAGGAGGUUUCUGAGCAGUUGGAAGAGGUUAAAGGGUGAGGAAGAUAGUUGGAGAGCUGUUUUUAUAAGGAUUUUAGGUAGGAUCGAACAUCGGAAUUCUGGUUGUACACAUGAAGAAGCAUGGACUCGCUUCGUUACUUUACAUCGGAAUGGCUCGGCGAGUAUAAAUCGAAUGUAUUCCAGGACCUUUGACCCGUAUGAGAUCUAUGAUGAGCUGAAACAUCAGAACAACUUCUCCGCUCAUCCUACCACGGUCCGUGUGAUCCUCCAUCUCCAAGAUGUCCGAAUACUAGCGGUGGGAGUAUUGAUCGACCAGCCAUCGUUAUUUGUCAACCCCAAUGCCCAUCUAACUUUACAUCCACCUUUACUCCGUCAUCUCUCUUCACCUCCUGAUGAAGAAUCAGUAGGUCACUCCAAGUGGUAUCGCUCGAGUGACGAUAUCAAGGGCAAGAAAAGGAGAAUACAAUCUGAGGAAAUCACAGCCAAUGAAGCUUAUUUCCCAUUGGUACGAUCUCUAUCCCCUUCUACACCUCAAGAUACAACAUACGGUCUACCCGCCGCUGGACCCAUACCUAUUCCUCUCACUGUAGAUUCGACUGCCUCUCCGCCUAUUUCGCCAGCUAGUGGAUCAUUCGGUAGGAUACUAGGAUCAUACAUACCUGGUAGAAGACGAACAUCCAGUAAUGCAGCGAGCCAACCAACCUCAUCAGCUCAGGAUGGCUCAAGUCUGAGUUAUACGCAUGCUCAUACUCAAGCUCCAUUCGGUGCCAGUGCAAUGUCCAACUCAUUAGGUAAUCUCGGCGGGGUACUGACGGCGGUGAGAAGUAGGGAUAGUGAUGAUGGAACGGGUAGAAGGAGGACAUGGAGUUUUGGAAGGGCCAGAUCUGGCUCUACUGCUAGUAACUAUAAUAAUACCAAUAACGAAAGUGACCUACAACGUGUAUCAAGUAAUGUUGCUAGACCUGCCGCUGCGACGACUUCGGAACUACCGACGCUGGACGAGUCUUCUCCACAGCAGGAGAUUAAAGUACCUACUCCCAUUCUGGAAGUGGAGCAAUCUCCUACCACUCGUCUAGCUCAAGACCGACCAUAUGAUGUACUCGAAAAACCUCAACCUGCUUUAUCUCAUUCACGAUAUCCCAACUUCAGUACUGGUCCAGAAGAGCCGGAGUCAACCAAGGACCUGAGAGGUGGACAUCCAGAGGUAGAAGAUGAGUAUGAAGGUGGGCUUUGGGGUGGGGAUGUACCAUGGGGAGGAGAUGGAAAGAGAAUGGCGGAAUGGGAUGAGGAAUUGGGUAAGAGGAGAAGAUGGGUUGGACCUAUGCUAUUGAUAGCGCAACUUCAUCCAUCCCAUCGUCCCAUCCCUCAUCCACCAGGUGUAAACCCUUCUUUACCCCUGGAAGGAUCAAAUCCUGUACUGGGCCAGAACGGAAUGUACGCUUCGUUGGGCUUCGAAGAUCUCGAAACGCUCUUUCCUUGGAUCGAACUUAAGGGAAGUGGCGGGAAUAGUGGAGAGGCGAAGAGGAGUGGAUUGGGAUUCUAG